AUGUGCUCCUCUCUCUAAGAGACAAAAACCAUGGAGCCUUCCAAUUCUGCCACCGCAAGGCAACUCCCUCCUUAAAACCCCUCCCCACACUCCCCACUCUCUCCAUCAGCCCAGUGCCCACCACCGCGCGCGCCAUGGCUGCCCUCCACCGCCUCCUCGCGCUCUUCCUGCUCUCGCUCCACGCCAUUGCGGCCGCCUCCUCCGACGCCGACCACCUCCUCUCCGCCAAGUCCGCGCUCUCCGACCCCACCGGCGCGCUCUCUGACUGGGUCGCCGGCUCCGGCCGCGGCUCACCAUGCCGCUGGCGGCACGUGUCCUGCGUCAAUAACUCCACCGGUGCCGUCGCCGGGCUCUACCUCAGCAAACACUCCCUCGGCGGCGGCUUCCCGACCGCGCUCUGUUCUCUGGGGUCCCUGCAGCACCUCGACCUCUCCAUCAACGAUCUCGUGGGUCCGCUGCCCGCCUGCCUCGCCGCGCUCCCGGCGCUCGCGCACCUCAACCUCGCCGGGAACAACUUCUCCGGCAGGGUCCCGCCGGCGUGGGGCACCGGGUUCCGGUCGCUCACCGUGCUCAACAUGCUCCAGAACCUGCUCUCCGGCGAGUUCCCGGCGUUCUUGGCCAACAUCACCGCGCUCCAGGAGCUCCAGUUUGCCUACAACCCGUUCUCGCCGUCGCCAUUGCCAGAGAAGCUCGGCGACCUCGCCGACCUCCGCGUGCUGUUCGUCGCCAACUGCUCCCUGAAUGGUAACAUCCCUUCUUCCAUCGGGAAGCUGAAGAAUCUCGUCAAUCUGGACCUCUCGUCGAACAACCUCUCCGGCGAGAUACCAAGUAGCAUUGGGAAUUUGAGUUCUUUGGAGCAGAUCGAGCUCUACUCGAACCAGCUCUCCGGGAGUAUUCCGGUGGGGUUAGGAGGCUUCAAGAAGCUCCGGUUACUGGACAUCUCCAUGAACCGGCUCACCGGGAACAUACCGGAUGACAUGUUCGCCGGGCCGAGCCUUGAGAGCGUGCACGUGUACCAGAACAAUCUGAUCGGGCGCUUGCCGGCGACGCUGGGGACGGCGCCAAGUCUGUCCGACCUGAGGAUUUUCAGCAACCAGCUUGAAGGGCCGUUGCCGCCGGAGUUUGGGAAGAAUUGCCCGCUCGGAUUCCUGGACACGUCGGACAACCGGCUGUCCGGUCCCAUUCCGGUGACGCUGUGCGCUUCCGGGAAGCUGACGCAACUCAUGCUGCUGGAUAACGAGUUUGAGGGCGCCAUUCCGGUGGAAUUGGGGCAAUGCCGGACGCUGAUGAGGGUGCGGCUGCAGAGCAACAGGCUGACUGGUCCGGUGCCCCCGGAAUUCUGGGGAUUGCCGGGUGUCUACCUGCUCGAGCUCCGUGAUAAUGCGCUGUCGGGGACUGUUGAUCCUGCCAUUGCUGGUGCCAAGAACCUAUCCAAGCUGCUCCUGCAGGACAACCGGUUCACUGGUGCUCUGCCUGCCGAGCUAGGGACAUUGGCCAAUCUGCAAGAGGUGUCGGCUUCCAACAAUGGCUUCUCUGGGGCCCUGCCCUCUUCACUUGCCAAGCUUUCUAUACUUUACAGUCUUGAUCUGAGCAACAAUUCCCUCUCUGGAGAGAUCCCGCGGGAUUUUGUUAAGUUGAAGAAAUUGUGGCACCUGGACCUUUCAGAUAAUCACCUCACUGGGAACAUCCCAACGGAGCUUGGGCAAAUCUAUGGGAUGAAUUGGCUUGAUUUGUCGAACAAUGAGCUUUGUGGUCAGGUGCCUGUACAAUUGCAGAAUCUUAAGCUGACUCAUUUCAACCUAUCCUAUAACAAGCUCUCUGGGGCUCUUCCUGUUUUCUUCAAUGACUUACAGUUCCGAGAAAGCUUCCUGGGUAACCCUGGACUGUGCUAUGGGUUUUGUCAGAGUAGUGGCAAUUCCGGUGCCAACCGGCAUGCCCUUGUCAAUUCGGUUGUCCCCAUCCUCAUUGCCUCUAUGAUCAUCCUACUCAUUGGUUUCGCGUGGUUCAUUUACAAGUACAGGAGCUACAAGGAGCAUGCUGCUGAAUUCAGUGAUGAAAAGUCUAGUUGGGUGCUCACAUCCUUCCACAGGGUGGAUUUCAGCGAGAGGGACAUAGUGAAUAGCCUUGAUGAGAACAAUGUGAUUGGCCAGGGUGCAGCAGGCAAGGUGUACAAGGCUGUUAUCGGGCCUCGGGGUGAGGCCAUGGCUGUCAAGAAGCUCUGGGCGAGCCAUGCAGCGAGUCAGAAGAUCGACAGCUUUGAGGCCGAGGUCGCAACACUGAGCAGAGUACGGCACAAAAACAUUGUCAAGCUCGCGUGCUGCAUCACGAACAGUGUCUGCAGGCUGCUUGUCUACGAGUACAUGCCGAAUGGCAGCCUGGGGGACUUUCUCCACAGUGCCAAAAGCAGCAUCUUGGAUUGGCCCAUGAGGUAUAAGAUUGCUUUCAAUGCUGCUGAAGGACUCAGCUACUUGCACCAUGACUGUGCGCCCCCAAUCGUCCAUCGAGAUGUGAAGUCAAACAACAUUUUGCUUGAUGCGGAGUAUGGUGCCAAGGUUGCAGAUUUUGGUGUUGCAAAGACUAUUGGGGACGGGUCGGCCACCAUGUCGGUCAUCGCUGGCUCUUGUGGAUAUAUCGCUCCUGAGUAUGCUUACACUCUUCGUGUAACUGAGAAGAGUGAUAUAUACAGUUUUGGCGUGGUAAUCCUGGAGCUUGUCACUGGUAAGAAACCGAUGGCACCGGAGAUUGGCGAGAUGGACCUUGUGGCGUGGGUGACUGCUAAUAUUGAGCAGAACGGUCCAGAGUCUGUGCUCGAUCAGACACUUGCCGACCAGUUCAAGGAUGAGAUGUGUAAGGUUCUGAAGAUUGCGCUGCUCUGCGUCUCGAACCUUCCAAUCAAUCGCCCACCGAUGAGGGCUGUGGUGAAGAUGCUACUGGAGGUCAAGGCAGAGAACAAGCCGAAGGCAGCCCCAGCCAUCUUAGCUUAGGCAAACCCAUCUGAAUAAUACUGAAUAAUAGUAGUAUGUGUUCUUGGAUAAUGUACUCAAAGCCAACGGCAAUUAUAUCUGAUCCUGAGAAGUGCACUACUGAUAGCAGCUAGCUAGUUCUGAAACAUUAGCAGUUUGGUGAUUUUAAAAAGGUUCUAAUAACUGUAGUAGCCUUUUACUCUGAAUGAAAAGUGCCGGUUGCUGUCAUAUUGUC
Molecule: messenger RNA, 3198 nt
Organism: Phragmites australis (common reed)
Lineage: Eukaryota; Viridiplantae; Streptophyta; Magnoliopsida; Poales; Poaceae
Product: receptor-like protein kinase HSL1
Exons: 2
Coding region: 135-2984 (949 amino acids)
Biological process (GO): protein phosphorylation
Molecular function (GO): receptor serine/threonine kinase binding; protein kinase activity; ATP binding
Source: RefSeq, a predicted model, not a curated record